CCCUCCUCCCUCCGUCCCUGCCCGGCUCCUCACACGCCGGGAGCCCCUCUCGCCGCGCAGCCGGGGCUCGGCUCCAGGGGACGAUGCUCUGGCGCUCCAGCGGCCGGGCUCUGGCUCCGCUGCUCCGCUCCCCCGCGGUCCCCUUCGCCGCCUGGCUCCUGCUCAGCCCCCUGUGGGGCCAGAUGUCUCUGGCUUCCUCCCUCCUGACAGGAUCUGUUGCAAAAUGUGAAAAUGAAGGGGAAGUUCUACAGAUCCCAUUUAUCACAGACAAUCCUUGUAUAAUGUGCAUUUGCCUGAAUAAAGAAGUGACAUGCAAACGAGAGAAGUGUCCAGUUCUUUCCAAGGAGUGUUCUCUGGUCAUUAAGCAGAGAGGAGCCUGCUGUGAGCAAUGCAAAGGUUGCACUUUUGAAGGAAACACCUACAACAGCUCCAUGAAAUGGCAAGCCUCAGCUAAUCCAUGUAUUGCAUAUCAAUGUCAGGAAGGAGUGGUAACAGAAUCUGAGAUGCAGUGUGUUGUUCAUUGCAAAAACCCUUCUGAGCUGCCGGGAAUGUGUUGCCCCACAUGUUCAGGUUGUAUAUUUGAAGGUAGACAUUACCAUGAAGGGAAGGAAUUUCAGCCUGAAGGAAACAAAUGCACCAAGUGUUCGUGUAUUGGAGGCAGGACACACUGCGUACAAGAAGUCUGCCCCAUUCUGUCAUGUCCCCAGCAUCUCAGUCACAUUCCUUCUGGACACUGUUGCCCCAAAUGUUUAGGCCAGAGGAAAGUGUUUGACCUCCCAUUUGGAAGCUGCCUCUUUCACAGUGAUGUUUAUGACAAUGGAUCCUCUUUCGUUUAUGACAACUGCACUAUGUGUACCUGUAGGAAUUCUACAAUGGUAUGCAAGAAGAAGUGCUCACCUCCUGGAGAAUGCAAUAAAAGCAAGGAACACUGCUGCAAGGAGUGUGUCUCAUACGUCUCUCCUGAGGAACUGAAAGUGUGCAAAUUUGGGAAUAAGAUCUUUCGGGAUGGAGAGAUGUGGUCCUCUGUUAACUGCACCAUCUGUGCUUGUGUGAAAGGCAAGACAGAGUGUCGCAAGAAGCAGUGCAUUCCAGUCAACAGCUGCCCUCAUGGUAAGAUCCUGAACAGAAAAGGAUGCUGUCCUAUUUGCACUGAAAAGCCUGGAGUUUGCACUGUAUUUGGAGACCCCCACUACAACACUUUUGAUGGAAGGACAUUUAACUUUCAGGGAACAUGUCAGUACAUUUUGACAAAAGACUGCUCCUCCUCUGCCUCGGCCUUCCAGGUGCUGGUGAAAAACGAUGCACGUCGGACCCGUUCUUUCUCCUGGACAAAAUCUGUGGACCUUGUGUUGGGCAGAAGCACUAUCAGCCUCCAGCAGCACCUCACAGUGAAAUGGAAUGGGACCCGGAUAUCACUGCCUUGCGAGACUCCUCAGUUUCAGAUCGACUUGGAUGGUUAUUUGCUGAAAGUGACAACCAAAGCAGGCUUGGAAAUCUCCUGGGAUGGAGACAGUUUUGUCGAAGUCAUGGCUGCACCACAUUUGAAAGGCAAACUCUGUGGCUUGUGUGGCAACUAUAAUGGGCACAAGAGAGAUGACCUGGUAGGAGGUGAUGGGAAUUUUAAGUUUGAUGUGGAUGACUUUGCUGAAUCCUGGCGCAUGGAGUCGAAUGAGUUCUGCAGUCGCCCACAGAAGAAACCUGUACCUGAACUGUGCCAAGGAACAGUGAGGGUAAAACUUCGGGCCCACAGGGAAUGCCAGAAACUCAAGGCUUGGGAGUUUCAGAAUUGUCACUCAACAGUGGAUUAUACUACGUUCUAUCGGUCCUGUGUAACAGAUAUGUGUGAGUGUCCAGUUCAUAAAAAUUGCUACUGUGAGUCAUUCCUUGCCUAUGCCCGAACCUGUCAGAGAGAAGGGGUGAAAGUCCAAUGGAAACCUGAGCAGCACUGUGCAGCAACCCAGUGUAAACAUGGUGCAGUGUAUGAUACUUGUGGCCCUGGAUGUGUCAAAACAUGUGACAACUGGAAUGAGAUCGGUCCAUGCAAUAAGCCAUGUGUUGCAGGUUGCCACUGUCCAGCAAACUUAGUUCAUCACAAAGGAAGAUGCAUCAAGCCAGUCCUCUGUCCACAACGGUGACGUUAGUUCUAUUUCCAAAGACUAUAAUGUUGGUAUCUUUGAUACCUUUGAAGCUCACAGCCAAUGAAGGACUGCACUGUUUGUAUGCAGAUUCUGCAAAGUAUACAUAUACUCAAUGUUUGUGUAUAUAUGUGUGUGUGUGUAUAUGUAUAUUUAUGUGUCUAUAUAUAUACACACACAGGCACAUAUAUACAUUUAUUUAUAUAUACACACACAAAUGUACAUACAUUUAUUUAUAUAUAAAUGUAUACUGUGUGUGUGUAAAUACACAUCUGUACACCAAAUAUAAAUACAACAUAUAUAUACACACACACACACACACACAGAGAAAUAUACAUCAUUUAUGUAAACAAUAGAAGGAUGAAUUAUUUUAUGUAUAUUUUUUGCUAUAAACUUUAUGUAUUAUUUGUAGGAUCCUAAUCUGUAAGCCAUUUGAGUCAUCGUACAAAUAAAACAAGUGUUUUUAAUACAAUACAGUGGCAUGAAAACAUUGGGUGACUUUGCCAUUGCAUAAACUUGUAGUUUCCAAGGAAAUUUUUCUAGGGCCAUAGCAUUGCCAAACUGGAUUAUCUUCAACAGAGAACCUGGAUUUACAAUUGUACAGUUUUCAGAAGAUUUACAGUUCUUCUCUGGAAAUUUAUCUAGGAAUAUUUCAUGUGUACCUCAGAGCUGUCUAGUGAUUGGUGACAGUGUUUAAUGGUGCAGAGAAAGCUAAGAAUUGGAUUUUAUGCUUAAUUGAAUCACUGUAUAAAAUGACUUCCAAAACUGGAUUGGCCAACUGCCAAUAAAGAGAGAUUUGUUUUUGGAACAGAACCAAAGAAUCAAUGGCCAGAUUCUCAAGUGUGUUCAACAUGCAGCAACUCCCAUUGAAAAACUGACCUCUUAUCAUUUAAUAGAUUAAAUAUCCUAUAUGUGUUGUUAUAUUUGGCAUUAACUGGGAAUGACCAGUAAAGAACCAAGGAAAAAAACUUUAGCCCCCUUACCAUGUUUUAAGCCACUGGUUUUGUUUCAUGCAUUCUUAGAAAUAUUACUGGAUAAACAAAACGUAAAUAUUGUGAAGUAAGAUGCAAUAUAAUUUUGCUGCAGCUUGAUACUUAAAAUAACCUUGGCUCCCUUUUUUAGUAACGCAUUUCAUUGGUCAGCAUGUUUAGAACUCAAAGGCAAAUUCUCCUAAAGAACAGUGUAGAAAAUGUUAAAUGAUAAAUGCCGGCAGCUACCAAUUUCAUCUAUCUUCAUGAACUAAGGGUAUGUCUUCACUACCAGCUGGAUCAGUGGGCAGCGAUUGAUCCAUCAGGGAUCGAUUUAUCGCAUCUAAUCUAGACCAGUGGGGAUCAACUUAUCACAUCUAGUCAAGACAUGAUAAAUCGAUCCCCGAGCGCUCUCCUAUUGACACCUGUACUCCAGCUCAGUGAGAGAUGCAGGCAGAGUUGACAGGGGAGUGGCAGCAGUCGACUCACCAUAGUGAUUAAGUUUUACGGGCAAAAAAGAUUUAUGGAAAGCAAAUUUCAUAGUCACACAUACAAGUAUUUGUGGAAAACCAAACUGUAAAUGUGCAAGUGCUCAUCCAAUCAGGACACAGAAACAAUACUGUGUAACUUAUCUAACCAAUCACACAUUGUAGCAAUGCUGCUGAAAUUCAGAAUGUUUGCAAUCAGUCCAUAGAGUAAAAAGAUGAAAUGAUAGUUGCUAACAAAUUUCAAAUAUCAAUUAAAUCUGAGGAAAUAGCAAUCUGUUUGGGCUGUUCCAUGGUGGGGCUGGGAGUGGGGCUAAAUCUAUUGAACAUGUUACUUGCCGUGCUCUAGUAUUGUUUUUUUUUUUUAAUUUUUACAUAUCCAUCAAUAAAACGUACUUAAAAAUGAGCAAAGGUUAAGAAGAACACACACAAACUGCUCAUGGUGAAUACUGUGCAGCUCCUGAGAUUUUUCGCCAGGUUUUUGUUCUGAAUGAUCAUGAUGAAUGAAAGGUUAAGAGACAUGUCCUCAGUUGCUAUAUGUCAGUAUAGCUCUGCUGGUAAAUAAAGCUAGGCCUAUUUACUCCAGAUGAAGCCUAGGUGUGGCCCAAAGUUUCUGUGAAAAAACAAACUCUUAGGCUCGACUCUUUCAGUCUGGACCCUGACCUGGGUAUCAGCUCAGAUACAUCGUAGCUUAGCUUUGCUUUGUUAUAGCUUCCUGGGGCUGUAGGGUACCAAGGAUUCCUUUGCCUAACACUCAAGGGAAUGGUAAGGCUGCACUCUGCCCUGCUCAUGGGGGGAAAGAGGCUGCCUUCUCCUCCCCUGAGACCAGUGCAUGACUGGACAGAGUAUCACUGUUAAGGUUCUAUUCAGCAGAAAUUCCACAUGAACAUCUGUAAUGCCUUGCACCCAGCUGAGGAAUUCAGCAUAAAUAUCAGCUGGGAAUGCAGAAGCUAUUUGCCUUUCCCCUUUCUCCCAAAAUAUUAUAGGGCUGUAGUCUUGACUCGCUUGAAGUCAAUAGCAGAACUCCUAUUAAUUUCACUGGAGCAAGGAUUUCAUCACAGACGCCUCCCUAAUAGAGCUACUCAGAGGUGCUGAAUUCAUUUUACUUCUGCCAUCCUUCCACUGUGAAAUAUUAAUCCUGGUACACUAGAGCUGGAAACUUCUGGUAUAUGGCUGUAGAUAUUAUUUUUGUAAUUUGCAAAACAGAUCUAGCUUUAAUAUGCCAUGAUGAUAGUGUAUUUUUAACCAUUGGCUCAGGAGCAAUGUACUGGUUGCUGUUUUGAUAUUCUUGGAUGGAAAUCGUACUCUGAUGCCUGCAUCAAGUUUGUGCAUUAAAACGUUGAUAUUGCUUAUGCCUAUCUGUUAGUGUGACUUUGUGCAAAUUCAAAGGGUGAUGGAUGUUUCAAAAGAGCAGAGGUUCUAACCAAACAGUGGUCUAAAAGAAAAGCCCAUAGAAAGGCACUGUAGUCCAAUGGGUGAAAUAGAGGACUGGGAAUUAAGAGACUGGAGUUAUAUUUUUAGCUCUGCUACUAAUUUGUGUGACCAUUUAGCAAAUCAUUUAAUAUCUGUGCCUCCAUUUCCAGCUCAAGAAAAUGGAAUUGAUAUUUACCCAUCUUUGUAAAGUGCUUUGAGGUAAAUUGAUUAAAAACAUAAAUAUAAUAUAAGUUGGUCGAAUUCAGAGUGUUAUUUUACCAGCAUAUGAAGAUCUGCCUUGGGUUGAAGCAAUCCCAAAUUUUUGCCAUUGCCUUUAUUCCAAAGGGUCUCAAUUUAUUGACAAAUUUGAAGACAAAAUAUAUUAGUAUCAUUGUAUUUUCUUUCUGCUCUUCUUUUAUCUAAUUGCUGUCAUUGGUGGGAGUUGUGAACCAUGGAGAGGUAAUACUAUUCAAAAUAAAUAAUUUGGGUAUAUCACACACCUCUGUAGAUGCUUCUGUAUUUCCUGGAAGGUCUUUCUCAUGGAAAAAAAAGUUAUGAAUCUGCUAAAAGUGAAAAGAUGGAAAUGAGAGGGUUCCUAAUAUCCUACCCACAUGUAGCUGUUUCCCUGCAGGAGAUGAGACACUUCCAGCAGCAACCCUAGAAGAUAUAACUUGCUUCUCUGGUGCAGGAGAAGUACAAACACUGGAGAGCACCAGCUGGCCUCUCACUGACAACACUUUACUGUUAUUAAAAUGGACUUUGAGUGCCUAGAUAGAAACCUUCUAUUUGCCCUUCUUCAAAGUAUGCUUGGGGGUCCAUUGCAUUGCAUCACAGAACAAUGACAGAGGAAUGUGACAGAACUAUGUAGAGCCAGAAGAGUAGAAGGGUCAGAUUUAAGCAACAGAAUUUGGCAAUGCAGUGGUAAGAUAGUCAAGCCUUGGGAGCUCCUUGCAGCCUUAUUAGUCUCAGACAACCCUUACCUAAGGACAUAUUUUUGAAAAAGUCUCUACAUUUGGGAGAGGAGUUCUUUACAUGGACACAGAGUUAGGACACAUCUCCUGUGUUCCCUGAUUCCACUAUUUCAAGAAGCUUUGCGUUGAGAGAAGAAUGCCUCAGAGGGUAUGCAAGGUAAGCCCAUGCUGGAGCCCUGGCUCAAGGCUGACCCCUCUUAUGGCUACACUGCAAUUGCGUUAACCCAGGGCUCAGACCCAGGGCCCCAGGACCCUGCAGGGCUGGAGGGUCCAAACUUGAGUCAAGCUGGGAGUCAGAGUUCAAGCCCUGUUGCUUUGUAGUGUAGCUACAGCCUGCUUGACUCAGGUCCUGAGAGUCAUCCAGAAGUAUCCCACAAUUCCAUGUGAUAACUUUCCUUAGUCCUGUCUAUCCCAACAAUCUGGUUAAAAAGACAAUGUAGAUGCUCAAGCCCAGGGUUCCCUAACAUGGAUCAGAUUAUUUUAGUCCUACUAACACUGGGUUUACAUUGCAGUGUAGACAUACCCAGAGAGACAGUCUCCUGUGCAAUUUUUUUUUCUGGAAAAAUGCAUACACCUGUAUGGACACUACACAAUGCUUUUGUUCUCAUCUUCCUGUCCCUAGUCAGUGAAGAUAGUUGUACAUAUUAGGAAUUUCUAGUGCCUUUGUCACUGUAGAAUAUGAGCUCCAAAUAGCAUAUUUAAGAAUUGCAUAGAAUUAUCCAUAGUAGACUGUAAAAUCCAGACCUUAUCUGGGUGCCUGAAAUGUCCUUGACUGUGUUCAGAAGGGGGUGCAAUAACAUAAGGCACUGAGAGAGGCAGCAGAGCAAACUGAAGCGAGGGGCAGAAAAGUGUGAAAAAAAAGAACCUAAUAAUUGUAAUCAAAGAAUUUUCCUCAUCAAGGUUACACUGUCAUUCUCAGAGAAUGUGUUAAAUUCAGAUCUGAACAUGUGAUUUCCUCCUCCAUAAAUGAUAAGUGACAUACUUAUGUUCUGCUGUGAGCUGGGUUGGGGUUGUGACCAAACAUAGGAAUGAGAUCUGAAGCUAGGAAAAGGUUUUUAUUUCUUGGAUCAGGAUUAGGCAUACGCCUGCAGAAUUCAAAGAGGGCUGCCUGGUGCUCCCACUAUAUAACAAGCAUGUUUUGGUUCUCUGUGGGAUAUAUAUUUUAAAGAACAUAAAACAAUUCUCAAGCGUACAACAGUGAAGAAAGGGUUGCAAUUGUUCAAUUAUAAUUAGUACUAGACUUUUCCCCCCCUAUAUUAAGAGCUCACAAGUUUUCAGCAACGCAGAUCUUACUUUGCAGUUUACAUUGUACAUAAAGCUGCAUUUUAAAAAUUGUAAGAGAUUUUAAGCGUGGAAUUAUCAAUCUGCAUAGUCAUUCAUUUGUUUUUAAAAAAAUUAUUAUGGUUUAUGCAGAUCCAUGUGAAGGGGAUCGGUGACUUUCAGGGAGAAAAGGGGUCAAUAUCUAAAGAAUAUUUUAUGGAUUGGUAUGAUUUACUAUGUCCCCAUUUGAUUGGAUAUCGUUCCAGCAACAUCAGUAUAAUUUCUUUUUUUGCACGUCCAAGCGAAAUUAUUGGAAUAUAAGAAUUGCUAAACUUGACAAGCCAAUGAUAUAUUCCAGUGAUAGAUAGUACCAUAUUUCAGAAAAAGGUGUGUGAAACCUCAGGAUGGACACCCUAACUCCAGGUAAGUAGUUGGUAUUUUAAGGACCCAAUCCUAUAAAGCACAUUUAAGGAUGCUCAAUUUUGAGCAUAUAAGUAAUCCCAUUGAUGCCAAUCUGGAUCAGGGCCAGAGUGUUCAGCACCUGGCAGGAUCGAGUCCUAAACUCUUGGGCUCAAUAAUACUAUGAUAGUUUGGUAUAGGGUUACCAGAUAGUAACUGUGAAAAAAAUGGAAUGGGGUCAGAAGUUAUAGGUGCCUAUAUAAGAAAAAGUCCCAAAGAAUGGGACUGUCCCUUUAAAAAUGGGACAUCUGGUCACCCUAGCUUGGUGUCUCAUUAUUAAUUCUAUAAUGAGAGCUUUUAUAGGAGCAUGCCACUGAGACCUGCUAGAGUAUUACAGCUCUGCUUGUGUUUUCUAGCAUUAGUUGGCACUAAAGUUUUAAAGGGUUGGAAAGAUUGCACCUGAUGAUUUUGUGCUUGAAGGUUUCAGACUGCCUAAUUUCCAGCUUUAUUUUUGUACUUUUCGCUGAUGAAAAGUGAAAAUAUAGUGGGCCUGAUUCUGCUCUUGCAUGGGUGUAAAUCAGGAAUAACUUCAGUGAAGUCACUGUAAUUACACCAGUGUAAAACUGGUUUGAGGUGAGAAUAACGCUACCAUGGCUCUAGUGGAGGACUAUCCAGGUCUUUGUAGUAGUGCAAGUAAUCCACACUACUGACCUGACUGCUAUAAACUGAAUGUCUUUUAAGAAAUCACUUGGCUUAUUAAGGAUAACUGGCUUUGGCUUUGUGAUGCGGCAUGGCCGCGGUUUGUCCCGCAGUGGGGCUGUGGGAUAUCCCACCGCCUCGCUGUUAGUAGCCUUAAGCCCGGGCCCUGGUCAGGGCGGGGCAACAAUCAACGUGAGUCACUACGCUCAGGCCUGUGAGCAGGGCGGAGCAGCGAGCACAGUAAAUCAAGAGGCUCAGGCCCUUAGGCAGGGCUGAGCAGUAAUAGUUCUAGGCCUGGCCCUUAGGACAAGGCAGGGCAGCAAACACAGCAAGUCAAUGGGCUCAGGUUUCGGCCUCCUCAGGCCAGGGAAAGGGAGGAGUCUUCCACCCUGGAGGAGCGGCAGGGGGGACGCAGGUCCUCCCACUCCACUGUGUCCCUAGCAGCGACGAGGAGUCACUGCUGUCAGUGGGGAUCCUGGCCGCAACACACUGACAUUGGUUCUGGCAGUGCUGCAGCCAGACUGGGGUCGGCUACCCCCGGGCAACUUCCAUUCUCCCCCUCAUCAAGUACCUGAGUUGUCACAGUGUCAGCAGAGGGGUCGAGCACCAUCGGUUCUUAGGGGUAAGAGUCCAUGGGUGAGCUCAGCGGGUCCUCGGGGUAGCGGGCAAGCGGCAGGCUCGGCUCCUCCUUGGGGUAGUGGGCAAGUGGCAGGCUCGGCUCCUCCUUGGGGUAGUAGGCAAGCGGGGUAGGCUUGACCAGUCCUCCUCGGGGUAACGAGCUAGGGGUAGGCUCGGCCAGGCCUCCCCGGGGUAGUGAGCAAGGGAUAGGCUUGGCCGGCUGGGUGCAACAUCAGGCCGGCCACGACCUUCUGCUGGCUCCCCAGUGGGAGCUCGGUCACAGACAUCUGGUGUCUCUGGGGGCCCACUGAGCUCCGCCGGUGAGCUUUUGUGCUUCCGGGUCUGCCCGUGACCUCUGAGGGGCAGGCGCAGGCCCCAGUGGCCCCGCCCACAGCAGGGUUGGGAAAGGUUUCUACCGCAGCGGGGCUGUGGGAUAUCCCACUGCCUCGCUACAGGCUUCUUGCCAAGACUGUACCUCUGGUACUGUUCUAUUGGAAUAAAAAUCUCUCCUAAUCCAACUCAGUGUAUAGUUUGUUACCAUCAUUCUUGUUGUGGCUGAAUUCCUAUGUGUGAGUGAAAGAAUGAAAAAAAUAUUUUGAAAGCAAUUUGCUAUAUUUAACCUAUUUUCAUGAAAAUGAAAUGGGACCUCAAUGAAUAUAAUAAGGAAGAAAUAAGUGAUGUGUGUUACUUUAAGAAGGAAGGAGGAUUUUUGAAACAGGAAAUUAAUUGUUUUCAUUUAGUUCCAGUAUUAAUCAUCUUCAUCGCCCUGAUCCAAUGCCCAUGAAAGCCAAUGGAAAUAUUCCCAUUGACCUCAAUGAAUGCUGGCCCAGACCCUAAAUGGAUGUAUAGUAGUGCAGACGUACUGUUAAAACGUCACACUAUUGGGGAAAAAGGGUGAAGCAAAAAAAUGGGUGUAGAAGAGAAAGUGUCUCCUCAUAUGAAGGGUUUUGGCUGCAGGUUAAGAUCCCUAAGGGACUUUGGCACCUAAAUAUACUUGAGAAUCUGAGCCUAAGUGCAUAUGAGAAUCUAAACUCCACCAAAGUGAACUUUGGUCCUGAUUCUCCUGGCACUUACACAGAUAUACAUGAGGAGUCAUUCCACAGGAGGCCACGGAAUUACAUUGGUGUCAAAUCCGGAGACUGAAGCUCUUUCUGUCUCUCUGUUGGUUUAGAGUAACUGUUUAUUACACUGAGAGUGGCUAACAGAGAAAAUGGAAGGAAAAUUACAGUGUGUAUCAUACAUCUUAGAUGUCUGAAGCCAUCAAUGUAUAUAUUGGUUAUUUGAAAUAUUUUAUAUGCAGUUUAAGGUUAAUGCCCAAUAAUGUAAAACAUCCCAGAAUAGUGUUAUUUGACAAUUGCAUGUUCUAAGUCUCUUAUUUUUCUUUUUCUAGAAUUUUAGUGGUAUCUCCUGAGGUUCAUAUAAAAUAUAUUUAAAAUUCUACUAAAUCUCCUUCUACAGUUAGUCGGAAUUUAUGUAUCUGUUGAAUUCUAUGUGAUUGUGCAGAUUAAUGUACCUGAGAUGUUACUGUACAGUUUUCAAAUGUAACUUGACAUUAGUUCUAAGGCUUGUUUUUAAGUGUCUACGCAGUUUU
Molecule: messenger RNA, 10539 nt
Organism: Gopherus flavomarginatus (Mexican gopher tortoise)
Lineage: Eukaryota; Metazoa; Chordata; Testudines; Testudinidae
Gene: BMPER
Product: BMP binding endothelial regulator
Exons: 15
Coding region: 84-2135 (683 amino acids)
Molecular function (GO): protein binding
Source: RefSeq, a predicted model, not a curated record